ACUUGGAGUAAUAAUUACUGCUACUCUAGUGUAUUAUUGUAUCCACAGUGAUCACGACAUGUGCGCUCCUCUGGUCUGUGUGGUAGAAGUACCAUAGACACGCUAUCAGGCUUCACUACAAACUCCCUUCACCGCCGACGGACCGCGAAUUGCGACAUCUUCACAGGGCGGCAGAAAAAAAGAUUCCUGGAUCUACUUAUUGUUGCCCCGCCGCCUUUCUCCCCCUCAUUUCUUCCCCCAGAUUGUCUGCCAUUUUUUAUUAUUCUCUUCGACUUGAAGUUUCCCUUCGUUUUGACGAUACCCCACUAGACUAUCUCGCAUCAUGGCUGAGUCUCAGCAGGUUGUUGCUAACGGUAACAAUGACCAUUUGGUCCAAUCUGAAGACCCCCAGCACCCGGCCAACUUGAUCCCGGAGCUAUGCCGCAAGUUCUAUAACUGGGGUUGGGUAACUGGUACCGGCGGUGGUGCCUCGAUCCGCAAAGAUGACCACAUCUUCAUUGCUCCGUCUGGCGUGCAGAAGGAGCUGAUCCAGCCGCACAACAUCUUCGUCCUUCAGUAUCCCACUCCCAAAUACCCUCCGUCCGAUCGCAAAUACAUCCGCAAGCCUCUCGACCUGAAGCCCUCUGCCUGUACGCCUCUCUUCCUGGCUGCGUUUGAGCGCGGCGCGGGCUGCUGCAUCCACACACACUCGCAGUGGGCAGUGCUGGUGACGCUCCUGGUCGAACGGGAGAAGGGCCCUAACGGUCAGUUCGAGAUUAGCAACAUUGAACAGAUCAAGGGUAUCCCACGGGGUAAGGGCAAGGGCAUGCUGGGUUUCUUUGACACCCUCAAGAUCCCCAUUAUUGAGAAUACUGCCUUCGAGGAAGACCUCACUGGAAGUCUGGAAAAGGCUAUGGAGGAGUAUCCCGACACAUAUGCGGUGCUUGUGAGGAGACAUGGAAUUUACGUCUGGGGAGACGAUGUCGCCAAGGCGAAGACCCAGUGUGAGAGUUUGGACUAUCUCUUCCAGCUUGCGGUGGAGAUGCACAAGCUUGGAAUCCCAUGGGUCAAGGAAGCAUCUUCGUAAGGUUAGGAAAUUCCUCUUGCAGGUACUCCAGGUCCUUACUCUGUGGGCUCCUGAGUUGCUUUUCUGACGAUGAUGGUUUGAUGCUUGAUAUGAAAAUUGUUGCGUAUAUGUCGCUAUGACAGAAGACAACAUGUUUUCACAUGCUCGUGCUGUAUUGGAAGGGGGUUGUUUUAUGGUAAGGCGUCAAGUAACCAUUUAUUGGUGAUUUCUGUUUCUCAGCAGGCGGCUGGAAUAUAUUUGAAUAGCUAAUUGUCUUCCAUCAAUCGCACAUGUAUUGCUGGGCAUAAAAUAAAUUGAUUGAUUUUUCCACCCUUAGUAGAAAGAUACAUCUGAAAAAUGAAUCCUGUAACAAGAAACCAACUCGAGUUGUAAAACGGUGCCUGGUGUAUAGACCAGAGG
This is a messenger RNA of Paecilomyces variotii, 1465 nucleotides long. Its product is annotated as Methylthioribulose-1-phosphate dehydratase. Gene Ontology annotation, molecular function: metal ion binding; methylthioribulose 1-phosphate dehydratase activity. NCBI's taxonomy places the organism in Eukaryota, Fungi, Ascomycota, Eurotiomycetes, Eurotiales, Thermoascaceae. Gene Ontology annotation, cellular component: cytoplasm. The transcript is spliced from 3 exons. The coding region runs from base 323 to 1066 and encodes 247 amino acids. The record is from RefSeq and is a predicted model, not a curated record.